AUGGUUUUGACAUCAGAACGUUUCGACCCGCUCGAGGAGUCCUACGAGGGCGGCUCGCCACAGGACUUUUCCACAAACCACAAGCAUAAGUCGUGGGCAAACGUUUUACCUGACAAGUGCGGUCUGUACGAUCCGGAGUAUGAGAAGGAUGCCUGCGGUGUAGGUUUCGUCGCUAAUAUCAAGGGUGAGCACUCUCACAAGAUCGUUUCAGAUGCGCGUUUCCUGCUGUGCAACAUGACGCAUCGUGGUGCCGUCUCGUCGGAUGGUAACGGUGAUGGUGCAGGUAUAUUGUUGGGCAUUCCUCACGAAUUCAUGAAAAGAGAGUUCAAACUGGAUCUAGGUAUCGAUAUUCCGGAGAAGGGCCAGUAUGCAGUGGGUAAUGUCUUCUUCAAGAAGGACGAUCCGUCUGUGCUGGAAGACUCCAAGAAUUUUUUCGAAAAGUUGGCACUAAGUUUGAACCUGCAGGUUCUAGGAUGGAGAGAUGUGCCUCACGAUUCUUCAAUACUGGGGGAAGUCGCGCUGUCAAGAGAACCACAAAUUCUGCAACCAUUGAUUGUGAGAAAACAGACAUCGGCGGAAUCCGUGGGAUCUGAAUUCAACGAAAGAGAGUUUCAAACUCAGCUUUACAUCCUGAGAAAACAAGCUUCAAAUGAAAUUGGUAUAGAAAAUUGGUUUUAUGCCUGCUCUUUGAGUAACCGCACUAUAGUAUACAAGGGCCAAUUGACUCCUGCCCAGGUUUACAAUUACUAUUACGAUUUGACAAACGCUCAUUUUGAAUCUCAUAUGGCUUUGGUUCAUUCAAGAUUUUCGACAAACACUUUCCCAUCGUGGGACAGAGCUCAACCACUACGUUGGCUUGCUCAUAAUGGUGAGAUCAACACUUUAAGAGGUAACAAAAACUGGAUGCAUGCAAGGGAAGGUGUAUUGGUUUCAGAAACUUUCAAAGAUCAAUUAGAUAAACUAUACCCUGUGAUUGAGGAAGGCGGUUCAGAUUCUGCUGCUCUAGAUAAUGUUCUUGAAUUGUUAACUAUAAAUGGUGUGCUCUCUUUGCCAGAAGCAAUCAUGAUGAUGGUUCCAGAAGCUUAUCAUGCUGAUAUGGAUUCAAACUUAAAGGCUUGGUUCGACUGGGCUGCUUGUUUGAUGGAACCAUGGGAUGGUCCUGCUCUAUUAACUUUUACCGACGGUCGUUACUGUGGUGCAAUGCUUGAUAGAAACGGCUUAAGACCUUGUCGUUAUUAUGUUACAUCUGAUGAUAGGGUUAUUUGUGCUUCCGAAGUUGGUGUUAUUCAUAUCGAGAAUAAACUGGUCAUACAAAAGGGUAAAUUGAAACCUGGUGAUAUGUUUUUAGUCGAUACUGAAAAAAGUGAAAUUGUUGAUACAAAGAAAUUAAAGUUAAACUUUGCUAAAAAGAAAGAUUUCAAAUCUUGGUUAUCAAAAGUUAUUAAAUUGGACGAUCUUUUGUCAAAAAAUAAGAAGUUCAUUCCAAAUGAUUUUGUUUCGAAUUUGUCAUCAUUAAAAGUUCAAACUGAUCCUCGUUUAUUAGCAAAUUGUUAUACUUUUGAAGAAGUCUCUUUAUUGUUAACUCCAAUGGCCUUGACUGGUAAAGAAGCCUUAGGUUCAAUGGGUAAUGAUGCCCCAUUGGCAUGUUUGAAUGAAGAUCCUGUAUUAGUUUAUGAUUAUUUCAAACAAUUAUUUGCUCAAGUUACAAAUCCACCAAUUGAUCCUAUCCGUGAAGCAAAUGUUAUGUCCUUAGAAUGUUACGUUGGCCCUCAGGGUAAUCUAUUAGAGAUGCAUCCAUCUCAAUGUGAUAGAUUAUUUUUGAAAUCACCAAUUUUACAUUGGGAUGAAUUUUAUGCUUUAAAAAACAUCGAAAAGACUCAUCCAACCUGGUCGAUUGCCAAUAUUGAUAUCACUUUUGAAAAAUCUGAAGGUUUAUUAGGUUAUACAUCAACCAUUGAACGCAUUACUCAAGAAGCGAGCGAUUCUAUUGAUAAUGGUAAGAAAAUCUUAAUUCUCUCAGAUAAAAAAAUGGGAUCUCAACGUGUUUCGAUCUCAUCUUUAAUUGCUGUUGGUGCUAUUCAUCACCAUUUGAUUAGAAAUAAGCAACGUUCUCAUGUCGCAAUUAUAUUAGAAACCGGUGAAGCAAGACAAAUUCAUCAUUUCUGUGUUCUUUUAGGUUAUGGUUGUGAUGGUAUUUUCCCGUAUUUAGCCAUGGAAACAUUAGUUAGACUGAACCAGGAGGGUUUGAUUAGAAACGUUGACGAUGACGAUGUUACUGUGGAUAAUGAUACCCUAUUGGAAAACUACAAGCAUGCUAUCGAUGGUGGUAUAUUAAAAGUGAUGUCUAAAAUGGGUAUCUCUACUUUAGCAUCCUAUAAAGGUGCCCAAAUUUUUGAAGCACUUGGUAUUGAUAAUUCUGUAACAGACGUUUGUUUUGCAGGUACAGCUUCAAGAAUCAAAGGUGUUACAUUCGAAUAUCUAGCUCAGGAUGCAUUUUCAUUACAUGAAACUGGUUACCCAUCCAGACCUAUCGUUACUAAAACCGUUACUUUACCAGAAAGAGGUGAUUACCAUUGGAGAGAUGGUGGCUUUAAGCAUGUUAAUGAUCCAACAGCAAUUGCUUCUCUACAAGAUUCGGUAAGAAAUAAAAAUGAAGCCGCCUGGGAUAUGUACGUCAAAAAAGAGACAGAAGCUAUAAGAGAUUGUACCUUGAGAGGUCUUCUAGAAUUAGACUUCGAAAACUGUACACCAAUACCUUUAGAACAGGUUGAACCAUGGACGGAAAUUGCAAGAAGAUUCGCUACCGGUGCUAUGUCUUAUGGUUCUAUUUCAAUGGAGGCUCAUUCAACAUUGGCUAUCGCAAUGAAUCGUUUAGGUGCAAAAUCGAAUUGUGGUGAAGGUGGUGAAGAUGCUGAAAGAUCUAUUGUUCAUGAUAACGGUGACACAAUGAGAUCUGCAAUCAAACAAGUAGCUUCUGCUAGAUUUGGUGUUACUUCUUAUUACCUUUCUGAUGCAGAUGAAAUUCAAAUUAAAGUUGCUCAAGGUGCUAAACCUGGUGAAGGUGGUGAAUUACCAGCUCACAAAGUCUCUAAAGAAAUUGCCAAGACUAGACAUUCUACUCCUCAUGUUGGAUUAAUUUCACCACCACCUCAUCAUGAUAUUUAUUCUAUUGAGGAUUUGAAGCAAUUGAUUUACGAUUUGAAAUGUUCCAAUCCAAGAGCUGGAAUUUCUGUUAAAUUAGUAUCCGAAGUUGGUGUUGGUAUUGUUGCAUCAGGUGUCGCUAAGGCAAAAGCUGAUCAUAUCUUAGUGUCUGGUCAUGAUGGUGGUACCGGUGCUGCCAGAUGGACAAGUAUAAAGAGUGCAGGGUUACCUUGGGAAUUAGGUCUAGCCGAGACUCAUCAAACUUUGGUGUUGAACGAUUUAAGACGUAACGUUGUUGUCCAAACUGAUGGUCAAUUAAGAACUGGUUUUGAUAUUGCAGUUGCUGUAUUAUUGGGUGCGGAAUCUUUCACUUUAGCUACAAUUCCAUUAAUCGCAAUGGGGUGUAUCAUGUUAAGAAGGUGUCACUUGAACUCUUGUGCUGUCGGUAUCGCUACACAAGAUCCUUACUUGAGAAGCAAGUUUGAAGGUCAACCAGAACAUGUUAUUAACUUUUUCUAUUACUUAAUUCAAGAUUUGAGGAAGAUCAUGGCAACAUUGGGAUUCCGUAGUGUUGAUGAAAUGGUUGGUCAUUCAGAAAAACUUAAGAAAAGAGAAAAUGUCAACACUAAAGCUAUUAACAUUGAUCUUUCUCCUAUUUUAACUCCUGCUCAUACAAUCCGUCCAGAUGUUGCAACGAGAUUCACUAAGAAACAAGAUCACAAACUACAUUCUCGUCUGGAUAACAAGUUGAUUGAUGAAGCUGAAGUAACAUUAGACCGUGGUCUCCCAGUUACCAUCGAUGCUGAAAUUAUUAACACUGAUCGUGCCUUAGGUUCAACUCUGUCUUACAGAAUUUCAAAGAGGUUUGGUGAGAAUGGUUUGCCUCAGGAUACCGUAGUUGUUAACAUCCAAGGUUCUGCAGGUCAAUCGUUUGGUGCCUUCUUAGCACCUGGUAUUACUUUCAUUUUGAAUGGUGAUGCCAACGAUUAUGUUGGUAAAGGUCUAUCGGGUGGUAUCCUUGUUAUUAAACCACCAAAGGACUCCAAGUUCAAGAGUGAUGAAAAUGUCAUCGUUGGUAACACCUGUUUCUACGGUGCUACAUCCGGUACUGCGUUUAUUUCAGGUAGUGCUGGUGAACGUUUUGCUGUUCGUAAUUCUGGUGCUACCAUUGUUGUUGAAAGAGUUAAAGGUAACAAUGCUUUUGAAUACAUGACCGGUGGUAGAGCUGUUGUUCUAUCUCAAAUGGAAUCUUUGAAUGCGUUCUCCGGUGCUACAGGUGGUAUUGCUUACUGUUUAACAUCUGAUUAUGAUGAUUUCGUUGGUAAGAUUAAUAAGGAAACUGUUGAACUUGAGAGUUUGACAGACACCGUUGAAAUUGCUUUUGUCAAGAAUUUGAUUCUUGAACACUAUAAUUACACUCAAUCUGAACUAGCUGCGAAGAUUCUUGGUAAUUUUAACUACUAUUUGAAAAACUUUGUUAAGGUCAUUCCAAGUGACUAUAAGAAAGUACUAGUGAAAGAGGCUGCUGAUAAGAUCAAAGAAAAGGAACUUUUGACAACUCAAUUUUUGAAAAAAUUCCAAAGAUCUGCAAAUAAUAAAGCUGAUGCUACAAACGGUGAAAUCGCAGCAAUGGUGUCUGAAAAGAAGAAACAGUCCACUGUUUCGUUUAAGUCUACUCUUGUUGAACCAGGUGUCGUCGAUCUUGAAGAUUCUGUACCAAACUCAAAACAACUUGAAAAAAGCGCUGAAAAAGUUGAGAAAUUGGAGAAGAUUCGUGGUUUUAUGAAGUACAAGAAGCUGUAUGAGCCUAAGAGAAGUGCUGCAGCAAGAACAAAGGACUGGAAAGAAUUUGCUAAUUCUUUAAGUAAGAAGGAAGCUAAAGUACAGGCUGCAAGAUGUAUGGAGUGUGGUACUCCUUUCUGUCAAUCUGACACCGGUUGUCCAGUCUCGAAUAUUAUUCCAAAAUUCAACGAUUUAGUCUUCAAAAACCAGUGGAAGUUAGCUUAUGAUAAAUUAAUGGAAACAAAUAAUUUCCCUGAGUUCACUGGGAGAGUAUGCCCAGCUCCAUGUGAGGGUGCCUGUACUCUGGGAAUUAUAGAGGAUCCGGUUGGAAUCAAGUCUAUUGAAAGGUUAAUUAUUGAUAAUGCUUUCAAAGAAGGUUGGGUUGAACCUGUCAUUCCCGAAUUCCGUACUGGAUAUUCCGUUGCGAUUAUUGGUUCUGGUCCAGCUGGUUUAGCUUGUGCUGAUCAAUUGAACAAGGCAGGUCACAGCGUUACUGUAUAUGAAAGAGCUGACCGUUGUGGUGGCUUAUUAAUGUAUGGUAUUCCAAAUAUGAAGCUGGAAAAAUCCAUUGUUCAACGUCGUGUUGAUUUGUUGGCAGCUGAAGGCAUUCAAUUCAUUACCAACACUGAGGUUGGUAAAGAUAUUACAACAGAAGAGUUAAAGUCUCAAUUUGAUAGAAUUGUUUAUGCUAUUGGUUCUACCAUUCCAAGAGAUCUACCAAUUAAGGGCCGUGAAUUGAAGAACAUUGAUUUUGCUAUGACGUUAUUGAAGGACAACACUUCUGCUUUCUUGAACAAAGAUAUGGAGGCUAUUCGUCAAUCGAUUGCUGGUAAGAAAGUAAUCGUCAUUGGUGGUGGUGAUACCGGUAAUGAUUGUUUGGGUACUUCAGUAAGACAUGGUGCUUCUUCAGUGCUCAACUUUGAAUUAUUACCUCAACCGCCAAAGGAACGUUCCAGAGAUAAUCCAUGGCCCCAAUGGCCUCGUGUCAUGAGAAUCGAUUAUGGUCAUGCGGAGGUCAAGGAACAUUACGGUAGAGAUCCUCGUGAGUACUGUAUUCUAUCUAAAGAAUUCAUUGGCAAUGAAGAAGGUGAAGUUACUGCUAUUAAGACUGUUCGCGUCGAAUGGAAAAAGUCCGAGAGUGGAGUUUGGCAAAUGGUAGAAAUCCCAGGUAGCGAAGAAAUAUUUGAGGCAGAUAUCGUUUUAUUGUCUAUGGGGUUCGUUGGUCCUGAAUUAUUUGAAGAUCCAAGUGUCAAAAAGACAAGAAGAGGUACUAUUGAUACUUUGAAUGACGCAUCUUACAGUGUUGACGGAAAUAAGGUCUACGCCGCAGGUGACUGUAGAAGAGGUCAAUCCUUAAUUGUUUGGGCCAUCCAAGAAGGUAGAAAGUGUGCAACUUCAAUUGAUGAAGAAUUAAUGGGCAGCACAAAUCUGCCAGGAAAUGGUGGUAUCGUUAAACGUAAUUAUGAACUUUUGAAAGAAUUAGCAGCAACAGUAUAG
Molecule: messenger RNA, 6420 nt
Organism: Zygotorulaspora mrakii
Lineage: Eukaryota; Fungi; Ascomycota; Saccharomycetes; Saccharomycetales; Saccharomycetaceae
Gene: GLT1
Product: glutamate synthase (NADH)
Exons: 1
Coding region: 1-6420 (2139 amino acids)
Molecular function (GO): iron-sulfur cluster binding; FMN binding; flavin adenine dinucleotide binding
Source: RefSeq, a predicted model, not a curated record